AUGACAAGACUCUAUAUUCACCUGGUGCUUGUCGCUCGACUGUGGGCCGUGGUCACUUGUCCUUAUCAACUCUCUGAUCCUCAGCAGAAUCUUCCCCAAACUCCUGACUUUCAAUCGCCCAGACCCCCCACGUCCUUCCUGAUUCACUUUGAUCCGGAUAGCUUGGCGGCAGGAGAAUAUAGCAGCAUAGUGGUCUUUGGCGCUAGCUGGGCUGGUAAGGAACCAGUGCAAUGUACACUUGUUGUUCCAAUCAAUCAUGCUUCUUUUUUGGAUUGCCAUCAUUCCCCUACAGAUAAUGCUCACCGUCGUCCUAAAAAGUACGCCGGAACAUUAAGAGGUCCACCUUACUAUCAAGGAAGAUAUUCGGACGGGAUCAUCUGGGCGGAGUACUUAUCACGUAGUCUUCUGACUGGAGAAAAAGUCCCACUCCUUGAUUACGCGUAUGGCGGGGCAGUAGCUAACAAUAACUUGACAUACACUGACAAGCCCGAUACCAGUACACAGUUAAAUCAAUAUAUAUCUGAUGUUCGUAAUGGGUCGAUUAAUCGUGGAAAUGGUCAUGUUUUGCACUUCUGGUGGAUCGGAAUCAACCAAAGCACUCAGAUAUGGACUGAUGCUAUUAAGGCCGACUCUACUCUCAGCAUUCCCGGGGUCUUGGAUAAGGCUUUUCUCCGGGUGGACAAGGAAAUCACUGAGCUUAAACGCCAAGUCACCAAAGCCAGGCAAGAUCUCGCUGUGAACAAAAUUCCUUGUGACUUCUUUAUCAUACCUAUUGCACCACUGGAGACGGUCCUCACAUUUAAAUCUCAGGCUUCUGACCUGGCAAAAAAAUCCGCCACCCUCGCCGGGAAGUACGUUCAGCUGAUCGGUAAGCUGAGCCACAGAUACAACCAGGGCAUAUCGCGUAUUGUUACCGAAAUGCAAUCUAGUACCGACAACCCAACACCUUCAGGCUGGGUCAGAACAUAUGACUUUGAAAGCUUUUGGAGGGAUGUCAUUGCUGAUCCGAGACAGACUCUUUCCCACUAUGCUUGUUCAGCACAAUCUUUUAACCAUGAAAAUUGCUCCCAGGAUUCACUUCAUCCUACCACAGCAAUGCACAAAGUCAUCGCAGAAAGUAUACUUUCCGCCAUCAAAGAUUGA
Melampsora larici-populina 98AG31 is the source of this 1143-nucleotide messenger RNA. RefSeq lists its product as uncharacterized. Lineage: Eukaryota; Fungi; Basidiomycota; Pucciniomycetes; Pucciniales; Melampsoraceae. The record is from RefSeq and is a predicted model, not a curated record. The coding region runs from base 1 to 1143 and encodes 380 amino acids. The transcript has 7 exons.